AUGAGCAACAACGAUUUGACUACCGGAAGAUCUUCUGACGAGAAAACUUUCCUCAAAAAUGACACGGAAUACCCCCCGUCUGUUACGGAUACCAAUACCGAUAAGUCAGGGUAUCAAGCAUGGGUUGAUGAUGAUGAUGGAGACAACGAAGACCUCCAUGACAAUGUGAAAGAGAAACAAUCCACUCUUCCUGGUGGACAAGUCAAUGUUGAUACGGAUACCAAGACCUUUGCUGAUCCCACAAAAACUUCUCCCAAGGAGGAGAAAGUUGACAAUGAUGAUGAUGAUGAUUGGGAGGAUGAAGCACAUCCGGAAAGAAACUCAGCACCUAACUCUGGUUUCUCAUUCCGAUUCUCAAUUCCAUUGGAUCCCGAUGCGGAUCAUUCGACUUGCGACCCCGCAAUUUGUGGCUUUGCAAGCAAUGCCCGGAACACCGAUGAGGAAAUAGACCCAAUGGCCCGAGUCGUCAGGGAGCUUGAUUCACUGACCAAGACAGUCGAUGACGUUGUGUGCGCAUUGGAAACGACUGCAUCUCUCCUGGGUCGAACCUCACCAUUUGGACGAGGAACACAUGUUGAUUCUAUCCGCCAACAAGCUUAUCGCCAAGGUCUGAAAGAUGGUAGUAGUAAACAUAGUUCCUCAUCUUCAUUCUACGCUGGUGCAGCUCAUGCCGCCGUGGCUGCGACUGUAGCCUAUGGCGUUAAGAGUUAUCUGAGCGGUUGA
This is a messenger RNA of Tremella mesenterica DSM 1558, 723 nucleotides long. RefSeq lists its product as uncharacterized. The record is from RefSeq and is a predicted model, not a curated record. The transcript has 3 exons. NCBI's taxonomy places the organism in Eukaryota, Fungi, Basidiomycota, Tremellomycetes, Tremellales, Tremellaceae. Bases 1 to 723 code for a protein of 240 amino acids.